GCCGUUUCUGUCUGACAGCGUUCCUGCUGCUGUCAGCGCUGAUGCUACUGGACUUUGAAACACCUUUAUAUGAAGCAAGAAGCGCAUGAAUAACAAUGUCAACCGACGAUCGGGGUUUAUUGACAAAGCAGCUGAUCGGUACAAGUCAGAGUGAUGGAGCAAGGGGAGCUGCAACUAAGCUCUCUGAAGUCUCUGCCAAGAACACAGUGUCAGUCAAAGGCUUGAAGGAUAACUGGCAAAAGUGGUCCAGCGAGCACCAGCAAUACCAGAAGAACAACCCCUUUAGUAAUGACACAAGGACCAGCCCAGCGGUUCUUCAGAGAGGAGAGGACGACUAUGGCAGACCUCAGCAGGGCUCCCUGACGGAGCGAAGAGGAAAGGACGCCCACACACACGUCAGCAGGGAGGUGCAGGAGUUAUGCCAGGUGAUCAGGAACAUUGGAAGUCAGAACAAGGAAGACAGAGAUGGAGUGACAGUGGAAUUUGGGAGACUGUUUGAACAUUAUGUGAACAUAUCCAAUAAGCUGGUGGGGAUACUUCUAAGAGCCAGGAAGCAGAAGUUGGUGGACUUUGAGGGGGAAAUGUUAUGGCAGGGGAAGGAUGACCAUGUGGCCAUCACACUACUGCAGUAACCACGCACAUUCAUUUAGUAGUUUGGAUUUUCUAAAAUUACUUUUAACCCUUUUAAAAACAAGUGGUAGCCAUUAUUGAUUAGACUCCACCUGAAGACCGCAACCAAUGUUCCCGAGAUCAUAGUCAUUGGGCAAUUUAUUGGUAACAUUUUCAAUACUUCAGUCGCUGAAAGACAAGGGGAAUGGAGCAGGCGACUUGUCAGUAAAAAGGGAACAUGAUCUCUCUGGGCUCAGGUGCUUCUGUGUCUGUAUAUGUUUCAAGUGUACCUUCAUUACUGACUGACCUCCAUCAGGACAACUGCAUAUAUUGGUUGAUCUCCUGCUAAUACAAUGUUCCAUGAAGAAAAAAACUGAACUGAGAGAAGACAAGAUUUUGAACAAAGGAAACACAGAGCUUGUGUGUUUAAUUCAGCAGCAAAACCCUUUUAUUAUAACUGAAUAUUUAUCAGGUAACAUACAAGUACACAUCACAUAUAGUAAAAGGUUGCAUUUAAGCCCCUGAGAAUCUGACUGACAGAUUAUUAAAAUUAUCAUAUAGGCACAUACUUCAAAUACUGAGUAGUCAUUUUAAAUACAUUCUCCAAGAAAGGAUGAUGCUGCAGGAUGCUUCAGUAUUUUAGACACACUUAGAUUUUUGUAUUCAUUCAUUCUUCUACACACUUGCACAUAGUACGGUGAUGUUUCAUAUUAAUAUACAUAAUUUAUCUAAAGUUACAUGGGUAAAUAUGAAUAAAAGAAGUGUCAUUUCAAUGAUCUGCUCUCUUGUUAUGAUGUGUAGUGGAUCUCUAUCUAAGAUUCACAGUGUAGUUAUAUUUCGCAUUAAAGC
This is a messenger RNA of Synchiropus splendidus (mandarinfish), 1458 nucleotides long. Its product is annotated as actin-binding Rho-activating protein-like. Gene Ontology annotation, biological process: positive regulation of Rho protein signal transduction. The record is from RefSeq and is a predicted model, not a curated record. Gene Ontology annotation, molecular function: actin binding. The coding region runs from base 96 to 632 and encodes 178 amino acids. The transcript is spliced from 2 exons. NCBI's taxonomy places the organism in Eukaryota, Metazoa, Chordata, Actinopteri, Syngnathiformes, Callionymidae.